AAGGGUGUUUACUGGCAUUAGUGUGAUCUAUUGCCUGUUUGUUAUACUUGGCUACGUUCAUAACAGGGGAGUGGUUACAUAUACUGUAAGUUUCAUUUAGUCAGAAAUGGUUUUGUCGCAUGCUGGUCACCUGUUUUGUAGGUAAUGGAGAGCAAAGGUCUACUUCAGCUUUGACCAUAUGUACAGUUUGUGCGUUUGCGAGGGCCAACAGUCUGGUGUUCUACUACGGUGACUGACAUGGAUACAACAGCUCUGAUCUACAAGGUCCUCUGUGCCCAUAAUGGAUCAUUUGAGCUGGGAGAAUUGCGUGCCAACAUUAGCACGAUAGAAGAUGACCUGGAAAGUGUUUUAGGGAAUCAGGAGAUGUUUACCAGUGCUGUCUCUAAGGGAAACAAACUGAUAGUUGCCCAGACAAAGAUGAGGUUAUGCAGAGCUAAUGGAUGUAGUGGCUGCAGCAAUUUACACCUGUGCAAGUUCUACCUGUAUGGAACAUGUCCAUCCAAUGAGAGACAAGGAUGCCGUCUCUGCCAUGAGCUGAUCAGAGUCCUGAGAGAGCAUCACCUGGAGGAACUGGACAGGAAGGAGCUGUGUACAUUACUGCUGCAGAAUGACAACGCCCUUAUACCCCCAGUAUGCAACUCUUAUAACAAAGGCACCGGGCCUUAUGGCAAGUGCCCGGAUCAGGAGGGGUGCAGGAGACUUCACGUGUGCGACAGGUACAUCAGAGGAACCUGCUCCUCGGGAGCCGACUGCAACAGGUGUCAUGACUUCUUUGAGCCCCACCCAUGGAGGACCCUGCAGCAAAGGGGAGUGCCUAACGAUCUAAUGGCGUCCAUGUUGUCCACCUACCAGAACAUCCAGGCCAUGAAAAGUGAAGGUGCCGGCGGUGCUGGUUCCAUCAACAGGCCCCAGAGCUGUCCUCAGAGAAAUACAGUGAGGAAUGAGAUCUGCCUGUUCUUUGUCAAGGGGGACUGCAAACAAGGAGAGAAAUGCUGGAGAGUCCACUUUAACAUGCCCUACAAGUGGGAAGUGAAGGAUGGACAGACUUGGUCAGCACUGCCAGAAAACGAAGCGAUCGAGAGAGACUUCUGUGACCCUUCUAAGAUACACAGUGAUGGAUCUGAGUGUGUGCAUUUCGACUCCAUGACCCGUGGAUUCAGUGAAGUUCACCGUCUCUCCACAGUUUCCUCUGUGACCCAGCCCACAUACAUACUCACCACAGAGUGGGCGUGGUUCUGGGAGGACGAGUACGGCCAAUGGGUCCAGUACGCAUCCAUCAAAGAGAUGCACAGAUUGUCAUCCAUCACCAGUGAAUACCUUGAGAAAAGGUACCAGGAGGAUCAAAGUGCUGUGGUAAAGUUCACUGCAGGCCAGCAGUCUUAUGAGCUGAGUUUCAGAGACAUGACUCAAAAAAAAAAAACAUAUGGCACUAUAAGGAUGGUCAGACGACGUCCUGUCUUUGUUUCAACUGCAGACACACAAGCUGCAAGAAGCAGGAGAAAUGGACCACGCAACCGCUCUCAGAAUUUCAGAGCUGUUCCUGGAUUUUGGGACAAGUCUGCCAUACCUGACAUUGGAUACAAGACAGUCACUCUUCUGAGUUCUGACAGGGACUAUCAGAAGGUCCAGGAACUUUUCAACAAGACCAUGAGGGGCUUCCAAAUCACCAGCAUCGAGAGGGUCCAAAACAGGGACCUCUGGGAAGUCUUCCAGUGGAAAAGAGAUUUAAUGAAGAAAAACAAUGGAGGUAAAAACAGCAAGGAGCUACAUCUCUUCCACGGAACGGAUCCAAAACACAUAGAAGCCAUUUGCAGAGAUAACUUCGACUGGAGGCUGUGUGGAACCAACGGAACUGUGUAUGGCGAAGGGAGUUACUUUGCCAGGGAUGCCAAGUACUCACACAGCUACACCAGCCACUCAGGAGUGAGGUCAAUGUUUGCUUGUCGGGUGCUUGUUGGUGACUACACACGGGGGAACUCGGACCUCCGUCGUCCCCCUCCAAAAGGCGAGGGAAGCCCGACUCUCUAUGACAGCUGUGUGGACAAUGUCCUGGACCCAUCCAUAUAUGUAGUGUUUGAAAGGCACCAGGUGUACCCUGAGUUCCUAAUCAAAUACGAUGAUGGCGUCAUGCACUGGUCCUCUUCGGCUCCAGCUCCACCCAAGACUGUCUCUAUCCAAUCCUCUUCCAUUGUCCAAUACCUAACAUCCAAACGGAUUCAAGCAGCAGCUGCUGCUACGCUGUCAAACUCUCGAGUUCCAUCGACUUCCACUUUGAGUCCAUCUCAAGCUGCCACCACUUCCUCUAAUCCAACCGAUUCUCUUCCCCGUUCAAGUCUCCCAAAACCUGCCCAAACCCCAUUGGGAUUGAGUCAAUCUGCAGUCCUCAUGAAGCCAGCCCCAAGUUCUCAAUUGGUGGAUACCACCCUAGGCCAAGCUAAUUGGUCUUACACUCCCUCAUUCAGCAACCUCUCUCAUAAACUCAUUACCCUAGCCAGUACCCCCUCUCGUACACCCACUACCCCAGUCAGUACCCCGUCUCGUACACCCUCUACCGCAGCCAGUACCCCCUCUCGUACACCCUCUACCCCAGCCAGUACCCCCUCUCGUACACCCACUACCCCAGCCAGCACCCCCUCUUAUACACUCACUACCCCAGCCAGCACCCCCUCUUAUACACUCACUACCCCAGCCAGUACCCCCUCUCAUACACCCACUACCCCAGCCAGUACCCCCUCUCGUCCACCCACUACCCCAGCCAGUACCCUCUCUCGUACACCCACUACCCCAGCCAGUACCCCCUCUCGUACACCCACUACCCCAGCCAGUAACCCCUCUUGUACACCCACUACCCCAGUCAGUACCCCGUCUCGUACACCCUCUGCCCCAGCAAGUACCCCCUCUCGUACACCCAGUACCCCAGCAAGUACCCCCUCUCGUACAUUCACUACCCCAGCCAGUACCCCCUCUCGUACACCCACUACCCCAGCCAGUACUCCCUCUCCUACACCCACUACCCCAGCCAGUACCCCCUCUCGUACACCCACUACCCCAGCCAGUACUCCCUCUCGUACACCCACUACCCCAGCCAGUACCCCCUCUCCUACACCCACUACCCCAGCCAGUACCCCCUCUCGUACACCCACUAGGCCACCCAGCAUCCCCUUUCGCACACUCACUAGGCCACCCAGCAUCCCCUCUCGCACACUCACUAGGCCACCCAGCAUCCCCUUUCGCACACUCACUAGGCCACCCAGCAUCCCCUCUCGCACACUCACUAGGCCACCCAGCAUCCCCUUUCGCACACUCAAUAGGCUACCCAGCAUCCCCUCUCGCACACUCACUAGGCUACCAAGUAACCCCUUUCUCACACUCACUACCACUGCCAGCACCACUUCUUGCACACUUUCCUGUUCAACUGACACACCCUCUCAGGGUCACACCCUCUCAGGAAGAGCUACUCCCACUCUCUCUGCCAGCAGUACCUCUCACCCACUAUCCCGUUCUUCCUCAUUGAGCACACCUUAUCACACACUUUCUCACUCAUCAUACACCCCCACUUACACAGACUCUUCCACACUCUCGGGGUCUCCCCACUCCACAUCUAACACUACUUCUGACACAUCUUCUACUACUAUCACAUCAUCUAGACUGCAGGAGUUAAUUGAACGAUUUGGUGGUCAAAGAUCAACCUGGUGACAAUUUGAAGUGUUUAGAAAGAAAGUGUUCAAAUUCUGAAUGACAAAUAUGCAUUCUUGGUGUGUAAAAUCCUUGCAACUCUUACAGCACACAAUAAUUAUGUUCAACUAGAAAAAAGGAAUAUGAUGAGCAUGUUUCCUUUACUCUGGGACUUCUGGUCUGCUGACACCUUUUGUAAAGGAGUUAGAUUUCCGUGUUUUAUGUGUUUUCAACUAAAUAAACUCAAUGACCAAUAGAAAGUCAUUGACUGGUGACAUU
This is a messenger RNA of Coregonus clupeaformis (lake whitefish), 3954 nucleotides long. RefSeq names its product protein mono-ADP-ribosyltransferase PARP12-like. Gene Ontology annotation, molecular function: NAD+ poly-ADP-ribosyltransferase activity; metal ion binding. The record is from RefSeq and is a predicted model, not a curated record. Lineage: Eukaryota; Metazoa; Chordata; Actinopteri; Salmoniformes; Salmonidae.